Prorocentrum cordatum is the source of this 2389-nucleotide messenger RNA. The record is from the annotation of a GenBank genome assembly. NCBI's taxonomy places the organism in Eukaryota, Dinophyceae, Prorocentrales, Prorocentraceae.
GUUGCGAGCCAUGGUUGCGCGGAAGAGCGCCGCGGGCCUGGGGCCCCUCGCCUUCCUGGGACGCGGCCUACGUCAGCUUCUGGACCCGACGCCAGCGGGCUUUGUACGCCUGCUGCUCGCCGUCUUCUUCCUGGGGGGCCUGGCGGUGGUCCGGCAGCACGCCAGCAUGGCCGUGUCCUCCCUGGACGACGAGCCUCUGCUGCCUCUGGCCCUGCGCGGGGGCCUCCGCGUGAAGGGCCGGGGCUCGACGACCACGACGCUGACCGAGGUCAUCCCCGCGACUCCGGGGGGCAAGCUCGUAUGGCAGCUGCGGCGCAGCCUGGCCGGGUGGGUCAGGGACGUGGCCACCUUCCAGGAGGUGUACGCCAUGGAUGUGCUCAAGCACUGGUUCCAUCAUGCCCGAAUCUCUGAGGUCGCCGCGCUGCUGCGGAACUUGACCGACAGCGACACUUCGGCGGGCUGGGCUACCUGCGCAAUCGAGGGUGAGAGCUGCAAGUGCCCGAGUCAGCAGAUCCGCUAUGGACACACUGAGAAAACUUGGUUGUCCAAGGAUGGGGUCCGCGAGAUCCCCUGUACUCUCAAAGCCUGGGGUGGUGUAGAUGUGGCCGUUGGUAUGAUCAAGCAGUGCCAGUGUUACGAAAAGAUGGGGGAUAACGCUGGCAUCCGCGAAUUAGUGAACGAGAGCGCGUUGCAGAUCACCCUGGACGUGGCGCUGGAAGAAGCUCAGGCUGAAGGCGCCAAAGACUCAGACGGGCCGUCUUCUGGCGAAGCUGGCCACUAUGGCCACGUUGCGCCCGAGGGUAACCUGUGGCUGCUGAAGGAGCACGUCGCCUCCUGGAUCGAGGAGCCCGCCGUGUAUCGCCAGCUGGUCGAGGCGGCCAGGCUGUAUUACUGGCUGGAGAACACCCGCGACACGGCGAGGAUCACGGUGUCGGUGAUGAAGGCCGCCGCCCCGGCGAUGAAGGAGGACGCCCCGUGCGAGAACGGGCAGAAGGAGGACCCCGAGGACUGCCCGGGGUACGGGGACUACCACUGCCGGGCCGCGUGCGCCCCCAGCCACGCCUUGCGCGCCCCGGCCGAGAGAGCCGCGCUGCCCCGCGGUGGCCUCUGCGGCGGCUUCGUGGAGCACGACCUGCUCUGGUCGUGCCAGAGCUCCUCAAGGCCACGCGUGCCCGCCGCGGGGCACGCGCACGCCGAGGCCCAGGGGGUCCUGGACACGGCGGCCGGCGCCAUCUGCGGCGACCCAAAGACGCGGGCGCUUCUGGACGUCUACAUCGACUGCGAGUUUCUCCCCCAGUACCUGCGGUGGACCUCAGACGAGACCGAGUGGAUCGACGAGGCGUACGUCACCUACGUUGCCGGCCAACGGGACUCGAAGUACGAGUGGCAGGCAGUGAAUUUGGUGCGAUCCGUGGACGUCUUCUCCUCUCGGCCCAUCAUAGUGGUUGUGUACAACUUUGAGGGCUCGUACUUUGUUCCACCGAUGUGGCCGGUAGACUUUAAUAAGAUCCGGGCGAUGAUUGCCACGCGCGUUCGCUACGGUAUCGAGCUCGACACAGAUCAGAUUAUAGCUCCUGGCUUCGAUGACCUCUUCGCGGGGACACGCAGGGAGAUCACAGCCCACUUCCCUUGGCCACUCAUGCCGGUUCAUUGGAUGUCCCGUGACGCGAAAAAGGGAGAGCCCUACCACGAGUAUGCAUACCCUAUGUCGGCUUGGGGGGGCCAGAGAACCAUGCGUUGGGGUCACGCACAUCCUUCGUGGUCGUACUGGGCUUUGGCUUUUCUCUGUGACAUGCUGUACGAGAGGUUCAAGGCUGCGCAAGCAGGCAAGUCUGUAAUAAAAGUAUGGAACUUGAAAGCUGCUAUUGCAGAUGGGCUCUUGACUGUCUUUCGGCAACGCAAUCAGAUCGAUCGGGAGGUGCGUUUCGCACAGUUCAUGCAAGAGGACGAGGACAUGCUUAAUAUUGCGCUCUGGCGCGACGACGUCACCAAGCAGUGGUGCAAGUAUGACCUCGAAUUUGGUUUGUUCGCCCAGGGCAAGGACAUGGACAGGACACUUUACUGGGAUGCCAGCUGGUACCCUGAUGGCCUUCCAAUAAUCUUUACAUCCAUGCACAACACUAAGAGGUUCGAGGAAACGGAUUGGCUGCUCACCAUGAUUGCUCUUUGCCACCGGGACAAGCCCACUCUGUCGUGCCCGAAGCGGGGCAUGCCCAGCUACUGCAAAGCAGGCUCCUCGGACGAACGCAAAUUGCGGCUAACGCCGAAACAGUAUUCGCAGAGUAUAUGUUGCUGCUUCGACCCACGGCAGGCACAACUCGUGUACUGGGGAGGGUACUGGUAUGACAACAGUAGCGUGACGCCCUUGCAGAAGCCACAGGGCAAGAAG